AUGCAUAUACUCCCCUACAUGUUACCAGUUCUCCUGACGGCGUCGGCAGCCAGCAUCGCCCGCAGUAAAACGGAGCAUGUCGAAGAUAUCAUGGUGUACCUCGACGGGCCUACUGCCGAUGGAUCGGCAGGCAUAGGUGUCGAGUUGGAGAGUCCAUUCUUCAAAUUUGCACACCCUGGCUGUUCGAUGGACAACACCAACGCGGCAAAGAAAGCGGUGGUUGACAAACGUCGGGGCACAAACUGGUUGUUAACGGCCGACACGGGGGUCGACCCCGGGAAACUCAACGCCGAGUUCAUUUUUGACGGCCAAAAAAUCAAAGUCGGGACUGGAGAGCUUGCAAAGGCUGGAAAAGCAGCAGCAGACGAUCUGGUAAAAUGGUACCCAUGGCAAAAACCGCAGACCGAAGUGCAGAUUGAGAAUAACAAGUGCAACCCAUGGAAGAUUACUAGCCCAACUAUCAAAGAUAAACCAGAGAAUGUGCCAUGGGACCCCCAGGUCACUGCGCCAAUGCCCCUUGAGGCACUGUACAGCAUUAUGCAGAUGCAUAGCAGCAACAAGGCCCACGUUCUCAAUGGAAUUAUGCUUAGAACAGACUAUUUUAUCCUCGUUACCAAAACAUAUUUCACCGCUGUCAAGGAAAUCAACCAGGCCGCGCUUUCGGAUGAUGUGCUUGCAUUCUGCUCCUUGGUCUUAUCAUAUGCGAAAUCCUUGGACGGCAAACCACUUAAGCCGGACGAGAGUCCUAAGCUGCGCACGCCCUUCAUGCCUCGAAAUGAUUUUGUUACCCUCUACAACCAAGUCGAGUCUAAGCUCAAGGGCAUUCCUCUUUUACCUCUCUUUGAGAAGCUCGCAUGCUACAAAGUGUCAGCUGGCAGGCUUGCGCUUGACAAGAAAUUCUGCGCCGGGACGGCCAAAGCUCCAGUGCCCAACAAGGAGUUUGCCGGCCUCACGUUCAAAAAUACGGCGGCCAAGUCUGCUGCCGCCACCCUGACCGUCAAGGACUGGAUUGACGGGAUCGCCGACAAGAAAGACUUGCUUACCUCCUUUGACAAGACCAUUGAUGGUUCCAUUGGAGGCCUUGGAUCCAAGACGGAGAAGAUAUACCAAGGGACUCGCAAUGUGCCUUUGUUCGAAUUCCGAGACCUUAAGGACAUCAAAACUUCCGAGAUCGAGAAGUUUAUGACUGACGUCGACAAGGCUGUCCAAGAUCUCCACAAGAAAUACAAAGACGCUCCUAAAUAA
This is a messenger RNA of Aspergillus alliaceus, 1245 nucleotides long. RefSeq lists its product as uncharacterized. NCBI's taxonomy places the organism in Eukaryota, Fungi, Ascomycota, Eurotiomycetes, Eurotiales, Aspergillaceae. Bases 1 to 1245 code for a protein of 414 amino acids. The transcript has 3 exons. The record is from RefSeq and is a predicted model, not a curated record.